CCGCGUCACUUGCACCCAUGAGAAAGUGCAGUUGCACUUGUACGCGGGUCAUUUUCAAUCAUUUUCUGCCACCAAAAUGGGCGUGCGCGACUGGUUUGGCCUCGGGGACGAGAGCAAGCUCGCUCGAGCGGCUGGCGCCGGCGACCUCUCGCUCGUGACGUCGCUCCUUGGGGCGGGUGUGAACGCGAAUGGCAUUUGCCUGGGCGUACCAGCGCUGUACAAGGCGGUCGUCGCCAAUCACGCAGCCAUCGCGCGGCUCCUCGUUGAAGCAGGCGCCAACCCCGACUUGCCGACGUGGACCAAAGCGAUCCCUUUGGUUGCGGCUGUGGUCCGUGGCCACACGAGUUGCGCUGCGCUUCUCAUCGAAGCUGGCGCAAGCCUCGAUGUGCUCGAUCGGCGCGGCGACUCGCCUCUGUACAUUGCUGCCGACGGCGGCUACGCCGACAUUGUGCGACUCCUCAUCGCGGGACACGCCAACGUCAACCUUUGCAACGCGACGGGGCAGUCCCCUCUGUUUACCGUGGCCUUGCACGGCUACUCGGCGAUCGUUCAAGAUCUACUGGCGGCCGACGCCAACUACGACUGCGCCAAUCAGCUAGGGCAGACACCGCUGCUGGCGGCAGCGAUGACCGGCCGAAAUGAGAUUGUUGCGCUGUUGGUAUCGACUGGCGCCCAGAUCGACCACUGCAACCACUUUGGACACUCGGCCGUGUUUCUGGCUGUCUACAAGGGCCAUGUCGAUGUUGUCGCCCAGCUUGUGGCCGCCCGGGCCAACGUCAAUCUCUCCAACGACGAAGGGUGCACGCCGCUCUUCAUUGCCGCCAAGCGAGGGCUUCGCGACACCGUCAAGCUGCUGCUGGACGCGGGGGCGAGCGCCCACCUCAGUGAUAAGAGUCAAAACACACCGCUGCUCAUGGCGGCCAACGGCGGGUAUACGGAUAUCGUCUCGCUCUUGGUCGUGGCCAAAGCCGACGUCAACCAGCCCAAUCAGAACAAAGAUACCCCGCUGAUUUGGGCCGCGGACCGGGGCCACGCUCCCGUCGUGCAGUGCCUAUUGGCUGCCAAGGCGAAUGCCAACCAUUGCAACACGGCAGGUCGGUCGGCGCUGCUGGUCGCUGCGCGGGGGGGGCAUGCCCCCGUGGUGGAGCUGCUUCUCGUCGUGACAGCCGACAUCAACAAGGCCGAUAUCAACGGAGAAACCGCCAUUUACACUGCCGCCAGACGCGGCCAUCUUGCCGUUGUCAAGUUGCUCGUGGCAGCGGGCGCCAAUACCCACCUUCCCGACAAGGUAAAUCCGCUGACAAUUGCGCGUCAGAACGGCCACCACGCGACGGUUCGCGUUCUUCUCGCGGCUCAAAAAGCGCAACUGAGUGCGCUCAAACCACCCGUGCUGUGCUUGGUCAAGCUCGGUCGCGGCCGCCACGGCGACGUUUUUAAAAGCUCGCACCUCGGGCACACGGUCGCGAUCAAGACCAUUUACCCGACCAACGACGCGACCUUUCUCAGCACGCUGAACCGAGCGCAGCAGCUCGACUGCCCGCAGCUCGCGCGGUACCAUGGCAUCGUCCACUCGGCCAACGGCACCCAUCGCAUCGCGAUCGAGUACGUGGAUGGCGGCAGCGUGCGCGACCACCUCGCCAAGCUCCAACGCGGCGAGCGCACUCCGAUCUCGACACCCGCCGUGGCGAUGGCCGCUGCACGAGGACUUGUUGCCUUGCACGCUGCCGGUCUCGUGCACGGUCGCCUCACAUCUUCCAACAUCUUUCUCUCGAUGACGUCGGUGGCCAAGCUCACCGACUACAGCUUGGACGACGCGUCUUCGUGGACGCGGUCAUCGGCGCCCGAGGUCCUCGCAGGCUAUAGCCCGACGUCGGCGGCGGAUAUCUACGCCUUCGGGCUUUUCUUGGUGGAGAUCGAGACGCGUCAGGUGCCGUAUCCAGAAAUGCACGAGAUCGACGUCCUGGCGGGCGUCAAGCAAGGCACAUUGCAGCCAGAAUGCACUGCGUCGGUCGCCCCGUGGUACCGCAAUCUCGUGCUAGCGUGUGUGCAAGCAGACCCUGUACGCCGCCCGACCGCCGCCGACGUCCUCCGGUGUCUUGAAUCCAAUGAUAAGUAGUCAA
Molecule: messenger RNA, 2120 nt
Organism: Saprolegnia parasitica CBS 223.65
Lineage: Eukaryota; Oomycota; Saprolegniomycetes; Saprolegniales; Saprolegniaceae
Product: serine/threonine protein kinase
Exons: 16
Coding region: 77-2116 (679 amino acids)
Biological process (GO): protein phosphorylation
Molecular function (GO): protein binding; protein kinase activity; ATP binding
Source: RefSeq, a predicted model, not a curated record